This is a messenger RNA of Geodia barretti, 4344 nucleotides long. Lineage: Eukaryota; Metazoa; Porifera; Demospongiae; Tetractinellida; Geodiidae. The record is from the annotation of a GenBank genome assembly.
GCCGUUCAACUCACCACUCCUGACAGAACUGAAUGCCUACGAAACCAGGUCCUCUGUCAGGUUGGUCGAUCUCCAAUGGAAACCCAGAAUCCAUAGCUAUGGUGCACAAGGUCACACAACAAUAUUUUGCCGAAUCGGCAAUUUCUCGUGGUGGGCGUGGUUACCUCGCCAUGGGGCCAGCUACGCAUACAGAUGUGUUUGGCCGUCUGUUGGCCCCUGAUCCCGAACAUCACGAUUUCAUAACGGGAGAUGUGCUACACCAGUGGGCCCCCAACUGUUCGUGCAACAUGCAACCCAACGUAACUGUUCUCUUCAACCACCUUCCCAUCUGCAACAUCUCACUGCUUCCGGCCUGGGUAUUGGCAGUGAUUAUUGGGCUGUAUGGAUGGUUCAAGAUCAGCAGACUUGGGCCUUCUGUGCCAGGAUCUAUAAGCUAUGCAGACACAUUCUUCAUGUAUGCAAUGAUGAUUACAUCUGGAUUCGUCGUGCACUCGCUAUUUCUUGUGGAGUGUGGAGCUGCCCCAGUCACGCAGCCAUUUGUCUACGUGGCCAUCACAGAUUCAUGUCUCACUUCCUGUAUAGCUAUCAGCUUCAUCUUCAACGGACUAAUCGAUCUAAGACUCAUUUCGGAGAAGAAACUUUGGAUAUCAUGGGUAAUCUAUGGCGUGGUUUUCAUCUUGGAGUUCAGCAAUGUUAUCAACCCAUCGUCGCUCUACACUCUCUCCAUCGCUGUUGCUUGUCCUACCUAUCUGCUCUGCCAACUGCCGAUACUGUACCACCUCAAUCGUGUAUGCCCCAUCCUCUACCUCAUGGCAGCCGCCAUUACUGGAGGAGUCAGCUUUCUUCUCUUCGCUGAAUACAUCUGUCUUCUCUGUUCUACCCUCGGGGCAUGGAGCAUUGAGGUUUAGUUACAUAAUUAGAAAAUUAGAAGUAUAUACCCAAAAAGCACAAAACAUUCUAGAAAAGCCAGGCCAAAGCUAAAACAAAGGGAUUGAUGAUUGAGUUUUACACAACCUUAGUGCCUGCACACACAUAUUAUUAUUGAAACGCGAGGUCCAUGUUUCAAAUCUUACCAGAUUCUCUCUUUUUUUGCUGAAUGCUACAUUUUGCUUUAUUCAGCCCCAGUGGUAAGUAACGGUGCCAAAACUGUGAUUCACUCCACAGGGUGUGUGGUACUACGGCUCAGACCUUGCAAUGUUCUUUAUCUUGUUGUACACCUGUGCUGUCAAGAAAAACCUACCUGCAGAAGCUUUUAACUCUGUAACUAACAAAACGCCAACCCUCGAGGCGAAAGGUGCUACUGACACUGGAGACUAUAAUUGGAUUCCAGAGAAUAAGAGGUAUUACAACGAAGUGCUCGACGACAUUCAGAAGAUUAUAACUCACGAAGGAUAUUGAAGCCAAAAUUGAAUGUCAGAACUGCUCUUAAGGCUUAAUAAACAAUACAAAAUUCCAUACAUGUGCACAAUAAGACAAUAAUAAGAUAUACAACAGUCUGAUUUGUGCAAAAUGGUGGGUGAAGUGAAGUGAUUGAUAAAGUUUUGAGGGUUUACCAACUGUACAAUACACAUGAAAAGACGAUGUUACAAAAUCCUAGAGUUCAAUAGUACAUGGGUUACUAUAGCGACUAGUGACUCCACCCACAUAGCUCACCCGCACCGCAAAGGCAUAGCGUUGUCCGACAGCAAAGUUAGUGAGAGUUACAGCCAUCGGUAGAGCCAGCGGCUUGAUCUCUCCCACCUUUCCCCACAGCGACACGUCAGGGAUAUUGGAAGUUCUGUUGCUGACAAACGCAUAGAGAUCGUAGCGUCUAACAAAAUUCUGCCACGACAGGUGUUCUGGAGAAAAGGUCCACUUUAUGACCAGACCUGUGACGACUUUGCUGGCCUGCAACUUGACCACAGGCAGGUCACGUUGCGAAAAGUGGUACAGGGAGGAGACGGAGGGUACAUGGACAACAGAUGGAGGGACAGACGGAGGGAGAGAAGUCAAGGAGGAAGCUGCGUUUACAGUGGUUCCAUGCGGCUUAAUCGGGGCUUGGAUUGGUCCAGGUUGGCCACGUGAACUAAGUACGGCUAGAUUUCCUGUUUGUGUGGUGGUAGUGCUUGUUGCCACGCUGUCUAUGAGGUGGUAAUUCCUGGUGCAAGAGGCGAAAAAAGUGGCGGUAGAAACUGAGCUGUUACACAUCUGUGCUGAAGUGCUGAUGGGAGUAGCAAUGGGGGUGGUAUUACUAGAGGAUGGAGGAGUAGCAGCAAGCAGAGUGACAUUUUCAGCAUGAAUAUUUGUUGUUUUGGAAGGAAUGGUAGCUUUGGUGUUUGUUGUCAGAGGAGCAUGAAAACAGAGUGGCAAGUUUAGAGGCAGUGCGAGUAUUGGUGGCUGUUGUGGGAGACAGACAAGGAAUAGUAGCUUUGGUGUUGGUUGUGGAGGUACCGGGAGCUGCAGACAAUGAGGAAGCAAGUGGUGUUGCAUCAGUAGAGACAGUGCUAAUGGCUGCUGUGGAACCUUUCGGAGGAAUGGGAGCUGCAACGGAUGAGGCAGCAGGUACAAUGGUGUUUGCAGUUGAAGUAGUGCAGGAACUGGUGAUUGCUGUGGAAGGCACAUGAACGGUGUUUGCUGUGGGAGUGCUGGGAGCUGAGGUAGUCACUAUUGGAACAGUUGCUGCAGGACAGGAAAGGUAGGAAAGGAGGGGAGUGAUCUCUUUUAGCACUCCUAUGAUGCUGGAUGCAGAGAUAGCACCAUUCUUACCACUGCUUCUAACAGUGACGGUAGUUACAGGUACACUAGCAGCCGUAACAGGUACACCUCCAAUAGAGGAAGAAGUGGUGAUGGAGGAUGGAAUAGAAGUUGUUGUGGCAAUAGGUUUAGCUGAACUCACAACUGAGCGUAAACUAGAGGAUUGAAGUCCACCGGCUGAUGGAAUUGGCAUUGCAACAGAAGCGUUAGAGACACGCGAUGUAGGCAAGGAACAGCUUGACCUAGUCUCAGUAUCUUUGCCAAUGGUAUUCGUGGCUGGUGCUAGACUAACACUAGGAGCAGACACCGUUGAAGUGAUGGAACUUUUGGCUGCACUCGACGCACUUGCAGCACAAGAACGUGGCAUCGUCUCCACCUUCUCAGCUGAUGAGGUCGCAUUUGCGAUUGAGUGGACUUCUUGAGCAUCUUUCCUUGUGUCCUCGCCACCUGAUGAGAACUUGUGAAUGAUGACAUCGUCACAAAGACCAGCAAUCCCUUGGCACGCUCCAGUGUUCAUUGUACUAGGAGAAGAAGCCUCCAUUGAGGAUGGAUGCUCUGCUGACUGUGACCGCCUGGGGCAGUGCACAGCAAGUUGCUUGGAAGUGUUGGCAGUUGUCGUAGAAGCAACAGUUGCAGGAAGGGCAGAGAUAGGUUGCUGAGUUUUGUUUCGUUCUGUAGAGACAUGUUUCUGUUGAUCUGGCAUGGUUGGUUCAGUGGAGACAUGAUUCUGGUUUGGUUCACCAGAGACUGGCUUCUGAAUCUGAGCUGGCUCUGUGGCCAGGACAGCAGCUGUUGCAACACCUGGUGACAUGCGAACAUCCCCACACGCAGCAGUUGUAGAUGUUGUGGUGGACAGUGUCGCUUUGGGAGUGGUAGUUGUUGGUCCCUGUUUGUCCAGUUUGGUUUGUACAGUGGUCAUAGGCCUCACAUGACCUGUGGUCACUACUAGACGUAUGAUUUGUUGUUUGUAUUGUUUCGCAACCACUUUGUGCAAUGGCACAGCUGGAUUAGCCACGAGGGGAAUAGGUGGCAUUUGUAGAAUCGGCGGCGUGGGAGAGACCAUAUUUAUGCUAACACGAGGUAAAGGGAGGGUGGUGUUGGGUGGCGGUGCGGGUGUCUGUUGUGCGAAAGGCUGGCUGCUUGCAGACUCCUGAACAGAGGCAGUAACAGGUGCAGCAACGGAGGACUCUACAGCAGCAUUUGUACACUCUACAGCAUCCACUGAGGACUCUUCAGCAGCAUUUUCACACUCCUCAACAGAGACAGUAACAGAAUCAGACCCAGCUUCAGAAUCAGUCGGAGUCUGUAAUGCCGAGUUAGCACAAACUGAAAGGGCAACUGCGUUGGGUGGAGUGCGCAUUGUCAUCGGAAGAGUAAGAGGUGUUACAAUGUUGGGAGAAGCAGAGAAAGUGCUUCGGGUGGGGUAGGCAUAAGUCAUGAUGGGGGAUACUUGUUGUACAAGAACACUACUCCCCCCACUGAACAUGGUUGAUGGUGCCCUCGUAUGAAGCUGCUGCGUGAUUUGGUUGACAAGCAGCUGAGCCAUGUGGAGGUCAAUGGCAUAGGUUGACCUUGAAAGACUGAGGGCACGAGCAAUCAAUUUUUGAAGUG